GGCGGGUCGCGUCAGGGGCGCCUCCGGCGGACGGUGGCGGCGCCGGGCGGGGAGGCCGCGCCUGCCCGCGGGGCGUCGGGGGACGGCGGGAGCGCAGGCCAGCGGCGGCGGCGGCGGGCCGGGACGCAGGCGGAGCUCCGCGCCGGCCCAGGGUGCCGGCUAUGGCCGCGGCUACCAUCGUGCACGACACGUCUGAGGCCGUGGAGCUCUGCCCCUCCUACGGCCUGUACCUCAAGCCCAUCACCAAGAUGACCAUCAGCGUGGCGCUGCCGCAGCUGAAGCAGCCCGGCAAGUCCAUCUCCAACUGGGAGGUGAUGGAGCGGCUCAAGGGCAUGGUGCAGCACCACCAGUUCUCCACGCUGCGCAUCUCCAAGAGCACCAUGGACUUCAUCCGCUUCGAGGGCGAGGUGGAGAACAAGAGCCUGGUGCGCUCCUUCCUGGCCUGCCUGGACGGCAAGACCAUCAAGCUCAGCGGCUUCUCCGACAUCCUCAAGGUGCGCGCCGCCGAGUUCAAGAUCGACUUCCCCACGCGCCACGACUGGGACUCCUUCUUCCGAGACGCCAAGGACAUGAACGAGACGCUGCCCGGGGAGAGGCCGGACACCAUCCACCUGGAGGGCCUGCCCUGCAAGUGGUUCGCGCACAAGGAGUCGGGCUCGGAGAAGCCCAGCGAGGAGGUGUUGGUCCGGGUCUUCGAGAAGUUCGGGGAGAUCCGCAACGUGGACAUCCCCAUGCUGGACCCCUACCGCGAGGAGAUGACCGGCCGCAACUUCCACACCUUCAGCUUCGGCGGACACUUGAACUUCGAGGCCUACGUGCAGUACCGCGAGUACGUGGGCUUCAUCCAGGCCAUGAGCGCGCUGCGCGGCAUGAAGCUCAUGUACAAGGGCGAGGACGGCAAGGCCGUGGCCUGCAACAUCAAGGUCUCUUUCGACUCCACCAAACACCUGAGCGACGCGUCCAUUAAGAAGCGGCAGCUGGAGCGGCAGAAGCUGCAGGAGCUGGAGCAGCAGCGGGAGGAGCAGAAGCGCCGCGAGAAGGAGGCGGAGGAGCGGCAGCGCGCCGAGGAGAGGAAGCAGAAGGAGCUGGAGGAGCUGGAGCGGGAGCGCAAGCGCGAGGAGAAGCUGCGCAGGCGCGAGCAGAAGCAGCGCGACCGUGAGCUCCGGCGCAGCCAGAAGAAGCUGGAGAAGCUGCAGGCGGAGGAGCAGAAGAAGCUGCACGAGAAGAUCCGGCUGGAGGAGCGCAAGCUGCUGCUGGCGCAGAGGAACCUGCAGUCCAUCCGGCUGGUGGCCGAGCUGCUGAGCAGGGCCAAGGCCGCGAAGCUGCAGGAGCACGAGCAGCAGGAGCAGCGGCGGCGGCUGCAGCAGCAGGAGGAGCGGCGGCGGCUGCAGGAGGCCGAGCUGCGGCGCGUGGAGGAGGAGAAGGAGCGCGCGCUGGGCCUGCAGCGCAAGGAGCGCGAGCUGCGGGAGCGGCUGCUGAGCAUCCUGCUGAGCCGCAAGGCAGACGACGUGCGGCCGCACGAGGACCUGCUGCAGCCCGUGCUGGACAUCCUGCAGACCGUGUCCGGCUGCGCGGGCGCCACCUCGCUGCACCCGCCGGUGGGCCAGCCGCCGGGCCCCGCCCGCGAGACCCCGCCCCGCGCCGAGGCGGACGGCGCGCCCCGGAGCGUGAACGGGAGCGCGCCCGAGGAGGCCCCGCGCAGGGAGGGCCCGAGCACGCGCUGCCUGGGCUCGGCUGGCGGCUCGCCCGAGAAGCGCUGCCCCGGCGUGCUCGCCUGCAUCCCCGACAACAACCAGCAGCCCAAGGGUGUCCCCGCCUGCGACCAGCACGUGGCCAAGAAGGAGGUCCGCUCCGAGCAGGACAAGUGCAACCGGGAGCCCAGCAAGGGCCGCGGCCGGGCCAGCCGCGAGGGCAGCUCGGAGGACCGCCGGGCGCGCGAGCCGAGCCGGGCCAGGCGCGCCGGCAGCUCCGAGGACGCGCGCGCGCAGCGCAAGGAGCGGCGGUCGCACAAGAAGCGCUCGUACAAGGACGGCAGCCCCCGGCGCAGCACCAGCCCGCGCAGGUCCCGCAGCAAAGACAGGCGCGGCCGCAGGGAGCGGAGCCGCGAGCGCGGCGGCAGCGCCAGCAGGAAGCGCAGCCGCCACCGCCGCCGCAGUCAGCGCUCCCGCUCGCGGUCCCCCAGCAGGCACCGCAGCACCUGGAACAGGUAAUGAAGGGCCCGCGGCGUCAGGAAGACCAGGCCGCCCGCCGCCGGCUCCUGCCCCUCCGCCUCGCCCGCCCCGCGCGCCACGCGCCUCCGCCACAGCUGGAUGCCCCGGAGCCGCGCCUGCCGGAGCCGGGCGCCAGGUCCCUCCCCGCAAGCCGGCCACGCCAGCCCCACGCGCCACGAGCUUUAGUUCCUUCAAAACUGUCAACCCGAUAGCUUUAAUGUCGCCUGUCCUCGGAAUCAGGAAAGCCGCACAGACCCCCGUGGAAAUCGGCAGGCGCGGCCUCUCAGAGCAACCUGCCCGGACGCCCCUCCUGCCGCCGGACCCUCCGCGGGC
Sciurus carolinensis (gray squirrel) is the source of this 2543-nucleotide messenger RNA. RefSeq names its product A-kinase anchoring protein 17A (gene Akap17a). Lineage: Eukaryota; Metazoa; Chordata; Mammalia; Rodentia; Sciuridae. Gene Ontology annotation, cellular component: nuclear speck; cytosol. Gene Ontology annotation, biological process: regulation of RNA splicing. The coding region runs from base 162 to 2210 and encodes 682 amino acids. The record is from RefSeq and is a predicted model, not a curated record. The transcript has 5 exons. Gene Ontology annotation, molecular function: protein kinase A binding; RNA binding.